AAAGUUGUGAAAUGAAUCCGGCGCUGGGGCGACAGACCUGCAGAUGUGGGUUCGUGUACAGAAGCUGUGAAGCUAACCGAGAAAAUGCUGCAGUUACAUUUCACUAACGACGCACUGCCUGACAGUGUCAGCAAUGACUUCCAAACCCUGAAUAAGUUCAGCGAGCAGCAAUUUGUGAGCUUGACUGAGUUACUAUACCAGUUCCUGCUGGAGCCUAAAGAGUCGGAGCGGUUCCUGGCACAGCUGAGUGAGUUUGCAGGAGAGCAUAGCAUGGGUGCAGGUCCACUAAGAGGCCUAAUGAAGAGCAUUCUCCUGCUUCCACAUGGUGCUCUGAAGAAGAACUUGACUGCUGAACAAGUGAAGGAGGACAUGCUCUCACUGGGUUUGAAUGAAGACAAGGCCAUUCACUUCUCUGACCAGUGGAGGGUCCACUACCCAAUUUUGUCCAGAUUGGCAGUUGGACAGACACUUAUGGUCAACCAGCUGGUGGAUAUGGAGUGGAAAUUUGGCGUUACUGUGGGAACAAGUGAGCUGCAGAAGGCUGGAAACAUCUUCUUACAGCUUAAGCUGGUGGUCAGAAAGGGGAACACUACAGAAAACGUGUACAUGGAGCUGACUCUGCCCCAGUUCUAUAACUUCCUUCAUGAGAUGGAGAGAGCCAAAGCUAGUAUGGACUGCUUCAGCUGAGAGGCAAUAGCACUUGGAGGACUACUCUUAUACGCUCUGAUCAGGAGCGGUGCUGAAUCACAGUAACCUCUGAGAGCGUGUGAAUGAAUGGAUGAACGAAUGACUUUGUGCAUAUGUGUGUGUUUAUGAAUGAUUGGGUGUAUGGCUGUUAUGGUUCCACACACAAAAAAAUCCAUUCCUUUGUGAUGAGCCUGUCUUUUGUAAGAUUAAAUUGAUUUACUGUAUAAUGCACUUUUAAAAUAAAACACGCUAAUAUUAACCUUUCUCUAAAA
Messenger RNA from Pygocentrus nattereri (red-bellied piranha), 959 nucleotides. It is a transcript of the gene commd7, whose product is annotated as COMM domain containing 7. Gene Ontology annotation, molecular function: NF-kappaB binding. Gene Ontology annotation, biological process: negative regulation of DNA-templated transcription; tumor necrosis factor-mediated signaling pathway. Bases 85 to 687 code for a protein of 200 amino acids. NCBI's taxonomy places the organism in Eukaryota, Metazoa, Chordata, Actinopteri, Characiformes, Serrasalmidae. The transcript has 9 exons. The record is from RefSeq and is a predicted model, not a curated record.